Puccinia graminis f. sp. tritici CRL 75-36-700-3 is the source of this 1152-nucleotide messenger RNA. RefSeq lists its product as uncharacterized. NCBI's taxonomy places the organism in Eukaryota, Fungi, Basidiomycota, Pucciniomycetes, Pucciniales, Pucciniaceae. The transcript is spliced from 4 exons. The coding region runs from base 517 to 873 and encodes 118 amino acids. The record is from RefSeq and is a predicted model, not a curated record.
ACCCUCUCGUCAAAAAACAACAACAAAAAAACGAGUCGAAAUACGCCCGCCAAUGUGCCCAGUUCUCAGAUCGCCUCACCCGGCUAUCCGAUCUGACUCCUCAAGCUUUCUAGCCGGUGGUCUCCGCUUGGUAUACAACUACAAGAGCUGCUGAGCUCGUUCGUUGUAUCCUAUUAAUCUUGUUUUUAUCCAUCUUUUAAAUACUUGUUUCUUGUAUUCGAUCGAUCUCUGCGACUUCUCGGACGCCGGUCGUUUUUGUUUUCUUCUUGUUCUUCUCUGAUAAGUUUGCUUUGGAUGAGCAGGAAUCUUUACCUCAGCACUGAAGUCUGAAGCACAGGAAGCGAUUCGAUUUGGGAAGGCUUUUUGCGUUGCUUCUUCUCGAUACCGAGGCUGUUCAGCUUACAUAGCCAGUCCUCUUUUUACAGGCCUGGUUGUUUCCCCUGUCCUCGCUUCUUUUCAUUUUCCAUCCCGACCAUUUCAGAACAACAACCACGAUCAACAUCAAAAUCAAUUAAAAUGUCUAACCAAUCAGCUAUCUAUGCCUCAUCAAGCCCCUCUUGCCUUGGUAAAACGGCCGAAGAACUCGAGGUAUCCAUGUUGUUAACUCCUCCUGGCCAUUCGUUUUGCAAUACCAACUCCUUCACCCAAGCCGAACUCGAUUCGCUCGAGGCUUUCGUCUUGAACAAGAUCGCCACCUUCUACAAAACUCACAUCCCUCGCAACUGCCACGAACAUGAAGAUUACGUCAAGCUCUACUCGGAGAUUUGUGAUGGCUUCAGAUUGACCAACGACCAUAGCUUCAACACGGCCGAUCAUAGUGGCAUCCCGCAAGGUGACACUGACAGUUGUGGUCAAACCAGUAGCCAAAGCUGAACCGGUGAGCUCUUCCAAGGCAUAGGCUCCUCUGGGCAUUCGCUCUAAAAUAUGGUGCCCAGGUUUCUUUUUAUUAUCCCAAAAGUAUACUGAAUCCUGAAUAGUCUUUAUUGACUGCAGAUGCACCUUUUGUAAUUUGUUGUCCCUCUGUUGCAAUUGAACUGCUCUAGCCUCCCAGAGAACAUGUGGAUUUUUAACAGUCCACUAAUCAAUCCCCAAAAAAGUCACCAAUUGGACUUCCAAUAUCAAGAAUUGGUGGAAGAAAAUUAUCAGAUGGCA